This is a messenger RNA of Pseudovirgaria hyperparasitica, 1351 nucleotides long. Its product is annotated as casein kinase-like protein I isoform delta. The transcript has 4 exons. The record is from RefSeq and is a predicted model, not a curated record. Gene Ontology annotation, cellular component: nucleus; cytoplasm. Gene Ontology annotation, molecular function: protein serine/threonine kinase activity; ATP binding. NCBI's taxonomy places the organism in Eukaryota, Fungi, Ascomycota, Dothideomycetes, Acrospermales, Acrospermaceae. Gene Ontology annotation, biological process: peptidyl-serine phosphorylation; signal transduction; endocytosis. Bases 160 to 1242 code for a protein of 360 amino acids.
ACUCCACUUUAUACUGACCGGAACCUCCUACGCAGGCUGACCUCUUGAAAUACUCCAUCCUCACUUCACCCCCUCGAUAACGAGCAGCUCAUCCUCUUAUCCAACCCGUCCAAUACAUAUCCUCAAGGCCUUCGUCCCCUCGACGACAGCCCCUCAAACAUGACGACAAUGGAUCUCCGUGUCGGAAACAAAUACCGAAUCGGUCGUAAGAUUGGUAGUGGUUCUUUUGGUGACAUCUACCUCGGCACCAACAUUAUCUCUGGCGAGGAAAUUGCCAUCAAGCUUGAGUCUGUCAAGGCCAAGCAUCCACAACUCGAGUAUGAGGCCCGUGUAUACAAGUCCCUUGCUGGUGGUGUCGGAAUUCCCUUCGUACGCUGGUUCGGUACUGAGUGUGACUACAACGCCAUGGUGCUCGAUCUCCUCGGCCCCAGUUUGGAAGACCUGUUCAACUUUUGCAACCGUAAAUUCUCCUUGAAGACCGUCCUGUUACUCGCCGACCAGCUCAUCUCGCGUAUCGAAUACAUCCACGCCAAGUCCUUCAUCCACCGUGAUAUCAAACCGGACAAUUUCCUCAUGGGCAUUGGGAAACGGGGCAACCAGGUCAACGUGAUCGACUUUGGUCUUGCCAAGAAGUACAGAGAUCCAAAGACUCACUUCCACAUCCCCUACAGAGAGAACAAGAACCUGACUGGAACUGCCCGUUAUGCCAGUAUCAACACCCAUUUGGGCGUCGAACAAUCCCGUCGUGACGAUAUGGAAUCCCUCGGAUAUGUGAUGCUCUACUUCUGCCGUGGAUCCCUUCCGUGGCAAGGACUCAAGGCUGCCACGAAGAAGCAAAAGUACGACCGUAUCAUGGAGAAGAAGAUGACCACUCCUACCGAAGUUCUCUGCCGUGGAUUCCCCAACGAGUUUGCCAUCUACCUCAACUACACGCGUUCCCUUCGCUUCGACGACAAGCCCGACUACUCAUACCUCCGUAAGAUCUUCCGUGACCUCUUCGUCCGUGAAGGAUUCCAGUACGACUACGUCUUUGACUGGACCGUAUACAAGUACCAGAAGAAUGCCCAGGCCAUUGCUCAGGCUGCCGGGAACCAGGGCCAAGCCGACGAUGAUGACAAGGGGCGUGCCCGUCACGUCACUGGAACUGGUGCUGCCACCGGAGCCCCAACACCGGCUGCUGGUGCUGUCAACGACAAACGCCGUGGUCCCGUGAAUGCCCGCGAAGGGGGUACUGGAAUGUGAGUGCGAUUUAUUGGUCCCUGUAAGAUCCUCCUCUCCUCUGCGUUUAGUGCUCGAUGAUGACGCUUGGCGCGGGGGGAGUGCCGUGGACAGAGUUGCUAAUUUCCUGUUU